AUGAUAUACCCUGUCAACGACGAUGAGCAACAAAACGCGCCAGUCGCGCCCAAUCGAAACGUUGCAUUCGCCAUUGAAAACGACAGUCAAGUAAAUAACGAUGCCACCGGUCGCCAUAACCUGGAAACAAACUUCGAGUCUAAUCCGAAAAUCGACCAAGUCGCGUUGGCUAAGCGACGGAAACUCGAUCUCGAAUUUUUGUUACAACAGAAGAAGGUUCAAAUUGAGCGUGAGCAUAUGGAUCUCGAAACUAAAAGCCGAAGAGAACAAGAAGACAUCUUAUUCCAAAUUCAAAAGGAAGAACAGCUGCUUGCCUUUCUGCAACCAGUAGCGACAGCAAGUAGCAAUUUGUGUUCCACCCCAAUCGAAACGCGUCAAAACAAUUUUUUCGCCGGAGUUUCGUCUGUCAAUGCCCCGUUUCCCGUUUUGACACCCCUUGCACCUAAUGUAACAGAAGUAUGCAUUCCACUUUCAUCGCGAACGCAGCCCAUUUUCGCCCCAUCGUCAACAUACGCUCCUUCACACCGUUGGCCCAAGCUGGUUGUAGCAAAGUUCGACGGCGACCCUCACGGCUGGACCAAAUACGCACGUAAUAUCAAUGCAACUCUUGGAGAAACUAGCAUGCCAGACUCGCUUAAACUACUAGCGCUACAAGAAAGCUUAAUGGAAGUAAUUCAAAGGCGGAUGGCCCAUGUCUUCACCGGUUCUCGAGCGUUUCAAGCCGCAUGGGCAGAAAUUGAAUCCAAAUACGGCAACCCUGGCUUAAUAAUCCAGGCUCAUAACCAGCAUCUGCAGCAGCUCACACCUUUCAAAACCGGCGAUUUCAGCGGGCUCUUCGACAUGGCGACAGCCGUUCGCGACGCAGUUUCAAGUGUUAGUCCCGAAAACUGCAUUAUGUUCACCUCGGUUAUCGGUUCGCUCCCCGCGAAAAUGCCAAUGCAUCUGUUGACUGACUGGGGCAAGCUCGCCUACAGCCUUAAGCGAAUGCCUACGAUUAUUGAUUUCGACAGAUGGAUAGAUACAGUUGUCGGAGCCGAAGAACUACGUGGUGCCAAGUUAACGUUAAACAGCAACCAGGCCGUCAAGACUCCAGCCGCUAAUUACACUCGCAACAACAUCCAAUCGGCCGGCAGUAGCAACUACAACAAUCGCGGUCCAACAAUUCUCGCUGGGUCAUUAUUGCCUAACACCGCGACAGAAUGUCCCGCUUGUCACGAAAAAGCUGGCCAUCGCCUCGAAAGCUGCAACACGUUCACCCGCAUGCUCGUGAACACCCGAGCAACACUGUGCGCCACGAAUAACCGUUGUUUCAAGUGCCUCAUUCGCGGACACUAUGCAACCAAGUGCAGAAAGCCCUACAAUGGUUGUAGCGAAUGCGGUGGCCCCCAACCAUCUCCUGCUUCACGGUGCCGACCGCCAAUUCCCAGCUGCUUCAUCAAAGCAAGCAUCGGGCCAGUCCUGCUGGCAAUAGUCCGAGUAAUAGUCGAAGCUGGUAAUCGUUCUCGCACAGUAUUUGCCGUUCUCGACCCCGGAAGUGAAGCAACCCUUGUAACGCGUUCAUUGGCGGACCGUUUAAACUUAAAGGGCUAUCCCACCAAAAUUCAUUUCGGUUCCUUUGCCAGUUCGACGCUGCUCGACACAUCCGUAGUGUCAUUUCGGUUGCGCUCAGCGGAAAGCAAGCACUCCUUCGCACUGGAUGAGGCGUUCGUGGUCUCAAAUAUCAAUCUCUCGCAUCGAAAAAUUAAUUGGCCGAAAAUGAAGUAUGGAUGGCCGCACCUUGCUUGUUUACAAUUACCAGCAAUCGACUCAACUAAGGUCGAACUCUUGAUAGGAAUGGAUCUACCAUCAGCCCACCAAACACUUCGUGUAAUUACACCUCUUGCCAAUGAAGACGGGCCUUCGGCACACGAAACGUGCUUUGGCUAUGCAGUUGUUGGAAAAAUUCCCCGAUCCCUUGUUUCUGGUCCAAGCCUUAAAAUAGACGUCAACCUCGGGUCUACAGAAGUGGAACCGUCGCUAGCAACCACCGUUGAACGCUUCCAGUCAAACCAGUCAUUUGGCGUCGUUGUAAAAUCAAAAUCGAAAAAAUCCCAGGAAGAAGAAGAUCAGCAGAUGUUAAACGUGAUCAAGCGGUCAAUAAAAUUCGUUGGAUGUGGCUACGAAAUUGAGCUACCCAUUCGACCAGAAGUGUCCGUCGUUCCAAACAACCGAAGUCAAGCGCUUUCUCGAUUUUUUGGCGUCGAGCGCCGCCUCGUGGAGCCGACGGUGCGUGACGUGGCAUCAAAUUAUGAAAAGAUUAUGCAGAAUCUCAUUUCGUCCGGCACCGUGAUUGCUGUGUGCCAGUCCGACUUAUGUGAGCCACAGGGUAAAAUCUGGUAUCUCCCGCAUUUUUUUGUAGUAAACCCCACCAAGCCACAAAAAAUUCGUGUAGUGUUUGAUGCUAAAGCACGUUUUUGUUCGACCUCGUAUAAUUCCAUCAUGUUGCGUGGACCGCCAUCUAUUCCCAGCUUAGUCGGUGUGCUUCUACGCGCUCGUCAGUUUCGUGUUGCGCUUUCCGCCGAUAUCACAGCGUUUUAUCAUCGCAUCGGCGUAGCCAGUCAACACCAGCCUCUGCAGCGUUUCGUUUAUCGAAGAUUCGGCAGCAAAGAGCCAAUACUGACGUAUCAAUUCACUACCCUAAUUUUUGGAGCUGUAUUCUCAUCAUCCGCGGCCGUUUACACGCUACAACAUGCAGCCAGCGAAUGUGCUGCCUUUCCUCAAGUUGCGGCCAAGAUGCCAGACAACUUCUACUCAGACAAUCUUAUCGACUCCUUCGAAACAGAGGAUGAGGCGAUUAAAUUCAGCAUGGCGGUAAGGCAAUCCCUCGAAGCUGGUGGAUUCAGUUUGACGGCAUUUGCUUCGUCUGCUCCGCGAGUGCUCGAAAGCAUUCCCUUGCAUCAAAGGUCAGCUAGCGUUUUAGACCUCAACGUGGACGCCUUGCCGGUAGAAUACCAUCUAGGAAUCGAGCUAGAUCUAACAACAGAUUCGUACAGUGUCAGGGUCAAAACGAUGCCCCAAGUGUCCACUAGAAGAGAAAUGCUAGCUGCCAUGUCGCUGACGUUCGACCCGCUUGGGAUCUGUCUCCCGGUUAUCGCUGGGGCUAAAUUACUGUUUCAGCUUACAAACAGAUUGGAGAGAAACGCUCGCGGGUGGGACCAGCCUUUGCCAGCAGACCUGCUGGAAAAGUGGAAUGUUUGGGCAGAUGGGUUGGCCAAGCUAUCGUUCCCUAAUGUGAGCAGAUGUUUCCGCCCCGCCGAUUUACCAUUUUUUGGGCUCUGUAUCUCGGCUGAUCGUGUUUGCUGA
Molecule: messenger RNA, 3342 nt
Organism: Daphnia magna
Lineage: Eukaryota; Metazoa; Arthropoda; Branchiopoda; Diplostraca; Daphniidae
Exons: 2
Coding region: 1-3342 (1113 amino acids)
Source: RefSeq, a predicted model, not a curated record